This is a messenger RNA of Acaulospora colombiana, 310 nucleotides long. The record is from the annotation of a GenBank genome assembly. NCBI's taxonomy places the organism in Eukaryota, Fungi, Glomeromycota, Glomeromycetes, Diversisporales, Acaulosporaceae.
GGCUCUUGUGGCGCCGCCUACUCCUUCAGAAGAACAUCAAGCCGUCAUUUCCGUUCUUGCGGCGCCAGAGACGGCCCAGUUUGCCAACAAAGCGCUGCUGAUUCACGACUUCUAUGUCAGCCAAACCGAAAUCCUUGCCAUCCUACAGGAAGAGUUGGCCAAGCGUCAAGAUGGGGAGCACAACAUGCAGAAUGUCAUGGCAAUGCUCCGCUUUGAUCUCUUUGGAGCAGAGAGCUCUGCAGCUUGGGGGUCGGAGGAUGAUAAUGGUGCUUUGGGGAUCCGGGAGAAGGGAGUUGAGGAGUUGAGAGAG